AUGGGCAAAACGCGCAAACGCAGUGCUCCCUUCACUGGCUUUUCCCGUUUCCUUCAAGCUUCUUUCGACCAGUCCUCUACCCAAGUAAAUGCCCUUCCGACUCCAGCUUGUUCAGGAAGCUCAAAUGAUGCAGAGGUCGAGGUCGAGACCACCGAACCACCGCCGAAAAAGUACAAACCGAACCAAGGUCCUGCUAUUGUGACUCCCAAAGUGUCCCAGCAAAAUGACUUUGGUCCUCAUUGGGUUGACAAGUACGAUGCCACGGGCCUCGUCGAACAUUAUACAGAUCCUUCCCAGGUUCCAGAGCACCUCAAAAAAUAUUUCUCACAACGUACACGUUUUUUCUCCCUUUAUUCGACGCCUCCUGGGUGUCUGUUGGACGAGGAAGGCUGGUAUAGUGUAACACCGGAGCUCAUUGCAGACCAGAUUGCCGAGCGGUGUCGAUGUGAUACCAUCCUUGACGCGUUUUGUGGCGUAGGAGGAAAUGCGAUCGCCUUUGCAAAGAUCUGCCAGAGAGUAAUAGCGCUGGAUAUCUCACCCGCACGUCUGGCUUUGGCACGGCACAAUGCGCAGAUCUACGGAGUCGCAGACAACAUCGAGUUCAUCCUUUCUGACUAUCUUUCCUUUGCAAACUCGUGUCUUUCUUUUCGGGAACGAUCCGCCCAUCGAACCAUCGAUGUCGUGUUCCUGAGUCCCCCGUGGGGCGGGCCCUCAUAUCUAGCAGGAACACCAUCUCCAAUCAAAGUCGAUGGCGCAUCCCAGGAUCAGCCAACAGAAUACCCAUCGUAUUCAUUGGCGUCAAUCCAGCCAGUCCAUGGUGCUGACUUAUUUCGUCUUACUCGUCAGAUUACGCCCAAUGUGGCUUACUAUCUCCCAAGAAAUACCGACGUGGAAGAACUCGGGGCGCUCUUGGACGACAGUGCGCAGACGAAGGAACAUAUUGAGGUGGAGGAAGAGUGGAUGGGGUCAAAACUGAAAGCUUUGACAUGCUAUUUUGGAGGUUUAGUUGAAGGCCAAGGAGAACUACACGAAACUUUGCCUGAAUUACAGCUCUCUGUUCUUAAAGCCGACAACUCUGUACUAAAUUUCAUCGUCAUUCUUCAGACAGACUUUUUAGACACCCUCACCGACUCCUUCACCUUGAUAAUGUCUUCUCAGUGCAUGAUGGCAGCUAUGGCGCUUGAAUAUGAGGCAUCUACAUCAUUGGCAUUUGGCAGACUGCUCAAAGAUCUCUACAAGUUCCGCCAAAACGGGGACAUUACGAUGACACUGUCACCGCAUCAGUUCAGGAGACUGGAAGUGGCGAAUGAUUACGAGGCGUACGCGAUGUGGCAGGCUGACAGACAAAGAUCUCGGUCACUUUGCUUUAAGAUCUAUAAGUAUCCCGAGAUCGAUGUGCCAAAGAGGAUACUAAGCGGCGCUUACUGCGAUAAAGCACAACUCUGAACAUGCUUGUCGACACCAUGGAGCUCUCAGCUAGCGAGAUAUCCUAUCCAAUCAACAGCGAUGAAUAGUAUUAAAGCAAUUCUCAACAAU
Guyanagaster necrorhizus is the source of this 1536-nucleotide messenger RNA. RefSeq names its product S-adenosyl-L-methionine-dependent methyltransferase. Gene Ontology annotation, biological process: 7-methylguanosine cap hypermethylation. Gene Ontology annotation, cellular component: nucleus. The record is from RefSeq and is a predicted model, not a curated record. Bases 1 to 1446 code for a protein of 481 amino acids. The transcript is spliced from 6 exons. NCBI's taxonomy places the organism in Eukaryota, Fungi, Basidiomycota, Agaricomycetes, Agaricales, Physalacriaceae. Gene Ontology annotation, molecular function: RNA cap trimethylguanosine synthase activity.